Eleginops maclovinus (Patagonian blennie) is the source of this 2114-nucleotide messenger RNA. It is a transcript of the gene tmbim4, whose product is annotated as transmembrane BAX inhibitor motif containing 4. Bases 128 to 838 code for a protein of 236 amino acids. The transcript has 7 exons. The record is from RefSeq and is a predicted model, not a curated record. Gene Ontology annotation, biological process: negative regulation of apoptotic process. NCBI's taxonomy places the organism in Eukaryota, Metazoa, Chordata, Actinopteri, Perciformes, Eleginopidae.
GUUUCACUCAGUUCGUUGACGUCACUUCUGCGCAGCCUCUUUAACCCCAGUGUUUCCGUCUUCUCUUCUCCUGAAUCCACAGAAGCUACCUUUCUUUAUCUAGCUGAGAAAACGUUAGAGUAGCAUAAUGAGCACCGAAAAAUACCCCAGGACGUCUAUUGAAGACGACUUUAACUAUGGCACGAAUGUCGCAACAGCCAGUGUCCAGAUACGGAUGGACUUCCUGAGGAAGGUGUACACCCUGCUGAGCAUGCAGAUUAUUCUGACCACAGCCACCUCUGCCCUCUUCAUGUUCUCUCAAACCAUCAAGGACUUUGUCCACACCAGUCCUGCUGUGGUUCUGGUUUCGGCUCUAGGCUCUCUGGUUAUACUGGUGGCCCUGGCCGUGUACAGACACAAACAUCCUGUGAACCUCUACCUGCUGGCUGUGUUUACUCUGCUGGAAGCCAUUUCUGUGGCCACAGCUGUGACUUUCUACGAAUACUCUAUUGUACUGCAAGCCUUGUUCCUGACAUGUGCCGUGUUUGCUGGACUGACAGUUUACACCUUCCAGUCCAAGAGAGACUUUAGCAAAAUGGGCGCAGGACUGUUUGCCUGCCUGUGGAUUCUUAUCAUUGCAAGCUUCAUGAGGUUCUUCUUCAACAGCGACAGCGUUGAGCUGAUCAUGGCUGGAGCCGGCGCUCUGGUCUUCUGCGGCUUCAUCAUCUACGACACCCACCUGCUGAUGAAGCAGCUCUCCCCCGAGGAGCACAUCCUGGCCUCCAUCAACCUCUACCUGGACAUCGUCAACCUCUUCCUGCACAUCCUUCGUCUCCUGGAUUCCAUGAAGAAACACUGAAAAGUGCACUUUACCCAGCUCACUGGAAACCCACAGAUAUGCCUGUUAUGUGAUUGUGUUUAUGUAACUUGUUUAAGUUGACCAAAUAUUAGAUUUUAAAGAGGGAACCUGUCUGUGCUUGGUGAAUUAUUUGAAGGCGUCUGCAUUACAUUCCUCUGUUAGUCUUAUUAUAGCUAAUCCGGCUUUUCAUAUUCAGUUAAGUAGAUCUAUAUCGGUGAAGUUUUGUUACGUCUGCAACCAAAAAUAUACACAUAAUAUCAGAAGGGUGCUUACAGUAAAUGUGCAUUACCUGAUUUGAUAUAAAGCCCACUAGCACCCCCGCCUGGCCUAUUUGCAGCUCACUUUGAGUUUUUAACACUAUUCACUUCAGCAAGCGUUACUCAAACGGGGAAAUAUUACAUUAGUUAGGGAUUAUUUUCACAGCUGGAUUAAUACACAGUUUAAGCAUAAUGCACCUAUAUUGCACAUAGAAAGCCAGCAUUAGAGUUAUCUUUUUCAUGGGUUUGUUGACAAUAGGAUUAAUAUAUAUCACCUGGCUUUUCUGUUAAAAUAUUGAGAUAUAUACUAUAAACUAUACAUGAGUGUGAUACAUACACCUUGACCUGGACAGGUUUUGUGCUGUAAGAGUGAAUCACAGAUGAUAGAAACAUAUUUUGCCAUAAAGGGGCAUUAGUGGACGCUGUAACAAAUUUAGAGUGCAUUUAUUUUCAGUAAGUUUUGCAGAGGGGUUUCAUGUCUAUCAUUACAUAUUUUCUCAAACUGAAUUUAAACUACGUGUUAAUGUUGUUACAUAUUCAGCAUGAAGAUGACACAUUGUAUAUUCAGUUUACUACAGUGCAUUCCUGGGUUUAUUAAUUUAUCUCUGACUGUACAUAUUUUAAUAUUGUAAAUGUAACAGUGUACAGUUUAGUACUGUAUUUAGUUAAGAGGCAAAUUUGAAGGAUUUAGAGAAAUACUACACAAUUCUGUACCUCCAUGUAAUCAGAAGAAUUGGGCAAUAGAUAAAUAUUAUGAAGAUAUAAAACUGUAAUUUAUGGAAGAUGUUUCAAACUACAGUUGUGCAUGUCUUGAAUGGGAUGUAAUCGACACUUGGUUUUGUACUGGACUAACAGCAGAUUUAUGUCUUAAUGUUGAUAGUGUUUUAAAAUGAAUAACUGCUUUCUUUUUUGCCCUGCUACAAACUCUGCUGUUUAACAUUCUGUAUGGAGCUGUCACAGUGAUGUGAAAAUAAAAAGUGCCGUAUUUUCCAAAUGGGAAAAAGUAUGGGGGAAAAGUA